GACCGAACGGUUGGUGUCACAACUGGCAGGAAGAAAGCAAUGCCAGUGCAUCGCCACUUGAUCAGCUCUCUCCCUACCCACGCGCGCAAUGGUCAAAGCAAAGAAAACGCGUCCGCGAAAGUCGGGCGUAGAUCCUUCUCCCGGAGAUUCUAAGCUGGGAAACGACUGCGACGCGCCUACGCUGAACGAAUGGGAGAGCAUGAAGACCUACGACGCGUUCAACAUUAUUCCCGAGGACUCGCAGGAAAUGUAUACAUUCCAAGCCGGCAGCAAAGUGCUUGUGCAACCAUUCGGACACGAGGUCGGGAUGCUGGACAUCCACCAAUACUGGAUAGCGAGGGUCGUUGAGAUUCGUGGGCGCUUACCUGCUCAAGGAGAGAGCAAGGCAGUAAGGCCUGAGUCUGAUGUCUGAGUCAUGGUCGAGUGGUUUUACUCUGCGGACGACCUACGAAAAGAAAACCCUCGCCUUCGUGGGUCGGUCCUAUCCCCCUCUGUUCUGCGUUUUCUGCUGUCCCUGAUCCCUGGACAGGAGAUUAAAGGGUUGCGGCAAGUUUGAGCGCUUUCAGUCAGGCCAUCGGGACUGUAUAUCCGUCUCUGUCUUUCAAGGCGCGUCAUCUGACAUCCUGAUUCUCACGUCUCUCAAUCUAUAGAACAGAAAUCGUCACUAUGAAAUCUUUCGACGAGAACAUCCCAGAACAAGAGCUGAUUCACGCCGAGGAGCUCUAUUACCGCUCGACAUACCAUCACACUAGCGGUGCAAUAUCGCCAGCUCGACCAACGCUAUGCUGCUGUGGCGAAGCGUACGAUCCAGACGAAACAUCCGCGGAACACAUCAUGCACUUUUGCUCCCGCUGUCGACGCUGGCUGCACCGAAAAUGUCUCUCCUCCCCGCUUCCCUCACGGAGAGUCACUCCAGCUGAGUUCCUGCAGUUCGACCCCGACACAAACAGCCGGCCACUAUACCCCUUCUGGAGCGCCGUUGCAGACGACUCGCCGUCGUCCGUGUCCUCCACGUCGGAGCGACCGUCGAAGCGACCGCGGCUGAGCACAUCGACGCCAGACUCGCUAGUCGCGCCAGAUCUGCAGGUUCUGGACGACCACAUCUCGGGCCUCCCCGCGGAUCUCGUGAAGCUCGCAACACGCUCUGUCAUACGCGGGGGCCCCGCUGGGGUCGUGGGCAACGGACCCGCUGUGAUCGAGGCCCGGCGGAAAGUGUGCCAGUUUCUAUGCCAAGGGGACAGCACCAAGGCUGCGUGGCUGCAGGACUGGCGCGCUCAGAUGCCAGCAGGCUGGGAUACCACGCUUCCCGAGGGAUGGGACACCGUGGUUAAGCAGGAGCCUGAUGUGGUGCUCAAGAAGAGGACCAGAGGACGGCCGCGGAAAACUGUCCCUGUUGUGGUUCCGGAUCCACUCAAUCCCCCGACCCUGGAAUGCCCCGACUGCCACAAUCUCGUCUGACUUGCCUUGUUACAUUUUCACACAUCUGUAUUUGUUUGUCAAAACUUCAAGUGUAAUUCGUACCAUUCUUGCCGCACGUUUUCAUUUUCCUGUCUAAUAUAGCUUCACGUGGUGUGACGGCACGCGUUUGUCACUCUCUCGCUCGAAGGCCG
This is a messenger RNA of Mycena citricolor, 1610 nucleotides long. The record is from the annotation of a GenBank genome assembly. Lineage: Eukaryota; Fungi; Basidiomycota; Agaricomycetes; Agaricales; Mycenaceae.